AACUCUUUUGCCAUUAUUUUCUUGCCAUGACAACAGAACCAGGUAGCAGCGGCAGAAGUGGCUUUGCCAUUGCAAUCUCCAUCAGUGAUGGCGCUGAGGUGUCGCUAGAAGGACUCCGACAGCACCUUCGAGAGGCUCUUUCUACGGAAAGCAGAGAAAUCCAGGAUAUUCCACUCGCAAAAGGGAGCGACGACACUGCUUGCAUCCAUGGAACCAUUGUUCUUCAUCGCGAGGUGGAAGAGGAGCAGGCCCAAGACUAUGUGCAACGUUUGCACCAGUCGACAUAUCAAGACAAACUAAUGGAAGCUCAACUAAUCAGCGUUUCAGAGGAGGAGGAAGGAGAAGAGGAGGAAGAAGAAGAAGCUGAAGAGUACGAUGGGAAGCAGAUUUUGAAGCAGAGCAGGCAAGUUUCCGUCAGGUUCUUUGAUUGGUUGCACUCUCAAGACUUUGGUGAUAAUGAGGCUGUUGAUUUGCGUGCCAUAGAACGUGACGCCGUGCAUCAUCUGUUUGUGGCAUUUGCCCAGAAACAUCUUCCCUCGUUGGCAGAACUGCAACAGAUAAGAUUGGAAGCAUUGGUCAUGACAGCUUUGCGAAAUCAAAGCCUCUUAAGAACCAAGAAAUACGGUGGUGGAGUCAUCAUGUGCUCAUUCGCCAUGGCAGACAAAGUGACAUUUGCUCCCUUGCAAGAACGAAAAUCUGCGAGAGAAAAAGCCCUUGAUAUGCGCCGGGAAAGCAUGACCAACAAAGGUGGAGUUAUAGUGGAAGAGGAGUUUACGACCAUUCCAGAGGGGCCUGUACUGCCUAUCCAUCAAGACGUUACAGUAUCGAUAACUAUGGAACAAAGCACCGAGAGACCCAUAGAAUUGAAGCAAGUUACUCUGGGGGGCAGUCACAAGAAACUGUUCCAGGUGGUUACACAAACACCAAUUGUUCUUACGUCAGACUCCAAAACGACCUUUCAGCUUUCCUGUCGGGCCAAGAGUUCUGGUGCUCUCCGAGCCAAUGUGACGUUUUUGUUUGAGAAUCACGAUGGCAAACAGUUCGCUGUCCUUCGCUCUGUGCUUUUGCGCUCCGGAGACUCCAAAAUGUACGAAUUGCUCAAGCCCACGACGCCAUACGUCAAGAAGAACAAGAAGCAGAAGAAGCGCCAGAGCGAAGACCUGCAUACGGAAAAGGAGAAAGUUUUGGACCCACCACGGACGCGAGAUGGUGGACAUUUCAGUUACAAAGGUCUCAAGAGUUUCAAGGUUCCAGUCGACGUUAGAGAAUUGGUCGAAAAGAACGAAAUCGAAUCCGCCCUCGUCCCUCCAACCUACGCCACAACUAGCUACGCAUCAUCCGCGAAAGAACUCAAGAAAACCUAUUCGACGUUUUGGCAAUCCCUUUUAUGGACUAGUGAGCUUCAAGCCUACGAAGAUAUCAAGCUUUUUGACAUUGAGAAAGCCAAGCUAGAGAAACAGGGAGGACUCUUCAAGCUUUACGUUUCCGGUCUUGCCGAGGGUCGACCAUCCGUCUUGAGAGGCGAUGUUGUCCUCUGCUCGUGGAAUAGAAAACUGUACCGAGGCCGUGUCGUCGCGGUGGAGCUACUGGAUGUUCUGAUGGAGUUCCACAAGUCCUUCCAUCGUAGUUUCAACGUCAGUGUCGAUCGAGUGGAUUUGGUACGAUUCACCUUCGGUCGGACGGCAUUUCGGACAUCGCAUACAGGAGCCCUGUUCGCCCCUCAGCGUAUGGGUCCCGACAUGCUCAUGCCGCAACUGAGCCAUGCUCAUUGGAUUAGGAGCAAUCAAGAGAGACGAGACCAUCGCUAUUGUCCCGAUUCCUUCCGAUGGACGAAACCUUUGAACGAGAAACAAAAGCAAGCUGUCCAGCAGAUUGUCAAGGGAAGUCUACGACCCAUGCCAUCCAUCAUCUUUGGACCACCGGGAACUGGUAAAACAACCACGAUGGUAGAAACAGUCUACCAACUCGCCAAUUUGCACACGUACGACCGCACUCGACAAAACGGAAAGCUCAAGAUUCUCUUGGUAGCUCCGAGCAACGAUGCCACAGACUUGCUGGUCGAAAAGCUUUCUCCUUUUUUCCCUCCAUCGGAGCUGAUUCGUGUAUUGGCGUAUACACGCUCCAUUGAUCAAGUGCCGACUGUUGUCCGCCCCUACUGCCACGAAGGAUCGGUCACCGAUGUGCAGAUUGUGGUUACGACCCUUUCCAUGGCGGCGAGAUUGUGGUGCACGGGCAACGACAUGAAACGAGGUCAUUUUGAUGUUCUCUGUGUGGAUGAAGCUGGCCAUGCAACAGAACCCGAAGUGAUUGCAGUUGCCGCCACUAUUAUGAACUGGAGAGGCAAGAAUCCUGGGCAGCUUGUGUUGGCCGGAGAUCCGAUGCAGUUGGGUCCCGUGGUAAGCUCACAAGUCUGCGAAAAGUUUGGCAUGCAACAAUCCUUCAUGGAGCGGUUGGUCAAGACAAGCCCGGCGUAUGCUUUGAACGAGAAGGACGAGUAUCCACAGGAUCUUGUGACGCUUUUGGUCAGCAAUUAUCGCUCUCAUCCGGACAUUCUCAAGCUUCCCAACGAAAUGUUCUAUCGCAAUCAGCUGAUUCCCUGUGGCGACCGCCUGUCGACGCACUCCAUGGUGAAAUGGGAGUACUUGGCAAAGAAGGGCUUUCCUGUCAUGUUCCACGCCAUUGACGGUGAAAACAUGCGUGAGGGAAACUCUCCAUCUUGGUUCAAUCCCCAGGAAGCGGAGCAGGUAGUGGAGUACGUGAAAAAGUUGGUGAAGGAAUCCAAACCUCCCAUUCGCGAAGAGGACAUUGGCAUCAUCACGCCGUACGCUCGUCAAGUCCAAAAAAUCCGACUGGCACUGCAGCAAUCCAAAGUUGGUGAUGUCAAAGUUGGAUCGGUGGAGACAUUUCAAGGUCAAGAACGCCGUGUGAUUAUCAUUUCCACGGUUCGAUCGGAACAGGACCUGCUUUUGCACGAUCUCAAGUACAAUCUAGGUUUUGUCUCGAACGAGAAACGCUUCAAUGUGGCCGUGACUCGCGCCAAGGCAUUGUUAGUAGUGAUUGGUAAUCCUCGCGUACUACAGACAGACGAAGAGCAUUGGUUACCAUUGCUUCGUUUCUGCCGUGACAAUGGUUCCUGGAUGGGUGAUGAGUGGGACGAAGAUGCUACCGACUCUGACGAAGAUGGCUUUGAUGUGGUGACAAACAGUGAUGCGGAGGAACCAACCGGUGCUGAGUGGGAGGUCGUGCCCGACAACGAGGCUUGUGGUUACAUCAAUCGCGAGGAAUAAUCCAAAGUACGGGUAGCAUCUGUAUCUUCUGUUUCUAUAGAAAACUGAACUCUUGCUAUAACCAGUUAGUCAGUUGUCUAGUUUGAGAAGGGCAAACCCUCCCUGGAACGAGAAUAUAAAAUAUAGAAGAUGAUGAUUAUGCAU
This is a messenger RNA of Seminavis robusta, 3431 nucleotides long. Lineage: Eukaryota; Bacillariophyta; Bacillariophyceae; Naviculales; Naviculaceae. The record is from the annotation of a GenBank genome assembly.